Thelazia callipaeda (thelaziosis nematode) is the source of this 1887-nucleotide messenger RNA. Lineage: Eukaryota; Metazoa; Nematoda; Chromadorea; Rhabditida; Thelaziidae. The record is from the annotation of a GenBank genome assembly.
UUGCAGCACGAAGAAACAGAAAUCCAAACCAUUCAUCCGAACAGAGAGCAGUUGACACGGCGCCACGCAUUGGUGCCCGAAACGGUUACAGAAAGGGAAGGUUGCUCUGAUAAUGUAAUUAUUGUACCACACUUAAAAAUUUCUCCUAAUGAAUCACAACUAUACAACCGGGCAAUUAGUUCAGGUGGUGGGCUGUUGGCAGAUUUGCAACGAGCAACAAUUGCAACUCAAGCAUUCUAUGCUGAUGCAAAUGAGCAGUCUAAGACUAGAUCACCAUGGAUUUUGAAACGAUUAUAUGAAUGGUCACAUCGAGCUAAAAGGCGUGAGAUAAUAAAACAUGUACAGGCAGCACUGGAAACUUCUAGUGAUGCGGAAUUUGACGAUGAAGAAUUAGAGAAAUUGCUCCCAGUAAGCUGGGAUGAGAUGUUCGUUGUUGCUGUGGAAAGUUUAGAAUCGAUGGAUAAAAAACGCUUACAAGCAGUUUGGGAAUUAUUUCACAGUGAAUUAAUAUUUCUUCACAAACAACUUCUUGUUUUAAGAAAUGUUUACAAAGAACCAUUAAAGAAAUGCCAAGUUGAAGGAUGUUUGUUGACAGUAGAACCUGAUUUGCUUUUCGGGAAUCUCGAUCAAAUAUGCCGGAUCAGUCGAUCCUUCUGUAAGUCAUUUCUUAAAAUUAUGAAUGAAGUUCAUACUGAUGGCGAAGGCGACUACAAUACUACUGAUCUUAUCGUAAAAUUAUUUGACAGGUUUUCCAAAGGACCAUCAACAAUAUCAGCAUAUCAAGCUUACUGCAUUAAUUACAAAGCUACAAUGGAAUAUCUCGGGUCAAUCCGAGAGAAAGACGAACGAUUUACGGAAUUCGAACGAAUAUGUCUAACGGACCCGCGCUGUGAACGACUACAGCUAGAGGAUUUGUUGAUAGCACCACUGCAACGAAUCACAAGACUACCGAUUCUGUUGAGGGAAAUUCAUAAAUACACCAAAGACGACGAAGAUAAGGGAAGAAUAGAAAAAGUCAUCGAAAGUAUGAAUGAAUCUUUGAGAUCAAUAGAUGAUUCAGUACAGUGGUUACAUAAUUUUGAAAGGUUACAACAGCUGCAAAAUUCUGUGGUAUGGCCAUCAAUUAUAGAAUUGGAGCCACGAACAUUCAUUCCAGAUUUUUUACGAGUUGCAUUAUCUAGACAGUUCUGUGAGAAUCUGCUAGUCCAUCCGAGAAGGAAGCUCGUUCAUGAAGGUCAUUUAGAACUUCUUGAAAACGGUAGAACAUGCGAUUGCUACGCAUUUUUGUUCAAUGAUAUGUUCGUACUGACGAAAAUGAAGAAGUGCACCAGAAUGAGAAAAGGAACAGCCCAACAAACAAAACCAGAACAUUACAUCGUUCAGAAGCAACCAAUACCACUAGAUUCAUGUGUUUUCUGUGAUGCUGAUUCUAAUGAUUCUACUACUUUCAUGUCCUUGAAAUUUGCAUUUGUAAUUAUACAUCUCACAAGAUACUACCAAGUGGUGUCAAUAUUCACCUUACAAGCAGCUAGUAAGCACGACAAAGAAUUGUGGAUAGGGAAAUUUCAAGAAUCAAUCGAGAACUAUGAAUCAAUUCAAUUGAAAGAUAUGCUAAAAUGUACGCCACUCUAUUCUAGUUUAUCUUUACGACGUUGUUCAUCAUCACGUCUUUUGCGACCUGGCGUUUACAAUAAUCCAAAUCAAGACUACAAACAACAAUCCAAUCCUGAAAAACAUACAAAAAAACAAACAGAUAUUGAAAAUAAGCAACAGCAGCAAUCAACGAACUCAGCACCGAUGGAUGGUACUACAAAAACUUGUACCUCACUAAUUCCAUCAUCAAAUGAUGAUAAUCCAAUUGCACAGUUCAACACUGAUGCUAUUUAA